Messenger RNA from Scylla paramamosain (green mud crab), 1092 nucleotides. Its product is annotated as nuclear autoantigenic sperm protein-like. Gene Ontology annotation, biological process: DNA replication-dependent chromatin assembly; CENP-A containing chromatin assembly. The transcript has 8 exons. Gene Ontology annotation, cellular component: nucleoplasm. The record is from RefSeq and is a predicted model, not a curated record. Gene Ontology annotation, molecular function: histone binding. Bases 1 to 1005 code for a protein of 334 amino acids. Lineage: Eukaryota; Metazoa; Arthropoda; Malacostraca; Decapoda; Portunidae.
AUGAGGGUGUCAGAAGAAUGUGACAGGAGACAUGCGGCAAGUGCAGCGUUCAACCGUUUCUCUCAGGGCAAGCGACACCUCCUGGUGGGGGACUUCAAAUCUGCUGUCACUGCCUUCAAGGAGGCAACAGAGUCCCUGGUGGAGCUGUAUGGGGAGCAGGCGGCGGAGUGUGGUGACGCGUACCACCACUAUGGCCGUGCAUUGCUGGAGCUGGCACGCAAGGAGGCAGGGGUGCUGGGGCCAGAUCUGGAUGGUGCCAGUAGUCAGGAGGGAAGCACAGGGAAGGAGGAGGAUGAGGAGGAAGAGAGUGAAGAGUCACAAGAGGAGGAGGAAGGUGGAAAGAAAGAGGAAGGAGAGGAGGAGGAGGAGGAGGAGGAAGAUGGAGAAGGAAAGGAGAAAGAUAAGAAGGAAGGAAAUGCCGCAGAAGGAGAAGGUCAGCUGGUCGUCCACCGUGACUCCGAGAAGCUUGGCACAUUGGACCACCUGGAGGGGGUGAGGGCCCACUGUGAGCCGGGGAGGGGGCACUGGUACAGAGGAGGUACAGAAAUGCAUCACCACAGUUUUGCUGUGGUUGAUGGUCAUCCUGCUCUCCUCUGUCCACGUCUGCAGUCGCUCCAGAAUUGCUUGCAGUGGCGAGUAGUCCGGGUUCUUGUUGGAAACUGGGACGCCCACGGUGCAGUCGUCCACAUACUUCCAGCGAUGGGGGGUGUCGGUGAGAAUACUGAGGAAGAGGAAGAGGUGACCACCCUACAGUGUGCCUGGGAGUGGCUGGAUGUGGCUCGGGUCAUCUUUGACAAGCAAGAGGAGACGCCAGAGGUGGUGAAGAAGAGAGCACAAAUACGCCUGAGUCUGGGUGAAGUCUGCAUGGAGAGUGAGGACUAUGAGGGAGCCAUCAAUGAGUUUAAGCAAUGCCUUCAGAUGCAGGAGUCAGCGUUGGAGAAGGAUGACCGCUCCCUGGCAGAGAGACACUAUCAGCUGGGCUUGGUGUACACUGGCCGCCAAUGAAAGCGGCGCGUGUUAUUUUUGUGUUAGUGGCGCGUGUUGUUUUUGUGUUUUUUCGUACCAUGCAUACCAUUAAAUUUGCCUUAAUCA